This is a messenger RNA of Aspergillus calidoustus, 2061 nucleotides long. NCBI's taxonomy places the organism in Eukaryota, Fungi, Ascomycota, Eurotiomycetes, Eurotiales, Aspergillaceae. The record is from the annotation of a GenBank genome assembly.
AUGGAGAAGAUCACAGACAAAAUCGCGGCCUUGCCGCCAGAUGCUAAUUACUUCUCUCUCGAGUUCUUCCCUCCGAAGACUCAAAUGGGAUUUGCCAAUUUGCAGGCCCGUUUGGAGCGUAUGGCGCAGGCGCUGCGCCCACUCUUUGUUACAGUCACUUGGGGUGCUGGUGGAAGCACAGCGGCCAGGUCCCUGGAGUUGGCGGAGAUAUGCCAGAGACAACUACAGCUGACGACAUGCUUACACUUGACAUGCACAAAUAUGAGUCGCGCCCUGGUGGAUCAGGCGCUGGAGGAAGCAAAGGUGCUUGGAAUCAGAAACAUCCUGGCGCUGCGUGGUGAUCCUCCGCGGAGUGAAGAGUACAACAUGCUCGGCGAGGAUGACAGCAACAAGGACUUUACCUUUGCUGUGGAUCUGGUGCGGUAUAUCCGGAAAAAGUAUGGCGAUUACUUUUGUCUUGGUGUUGCAGCCUACCCAGAGGGUCAUCCCGCAGAUUCGUUCCAGGAUGUCCAGGACCCGAAAGUUGAUCUACCCUGGUUGGUCGAGAAGACGCAGGCCGGUGCCGACUUCAUCAUGACCCAGUUGACAUACGAUAUCGAUGCGUACACUAAGUUCGAGAACAUGCUGCGCAACCAUGAAUCUGGCGCCUUCAAAACGAUUCCCAUUAUCCCGGGUCUUAUGCCCAUUCACAGCUACAAGAUCUUGACGAGAGUAACGAAGCUCAGCCACGUCAAGAUCCCUCCCCGGAUUCUUGCAAAACUGGAAGAAGUCAAGCAUGAUGACGAUUCGGUGAAGCGCCUUGGUGUGGAUAUUAUUGCUGAGCUUGUCGAUGGCAUCAGAAAUCUCCCCACCUCCGGUUUUCGUGGGUUCCACUUCUAUACACUCAACCUGGAAAAGACGGUAUCAUUCAUUCUCGAGCGAUGCAAGCUCAUCCCCGACUACCCAGACGAGGAAGCAGUAGCCGUCACCGAAGACGUCUCCUUCCUUACCGUUGAAGCAGCCAAGAAGGCCACAUCCAGGCGGCGCGCUUCAUCCAUCAGCUCAAUCCCUCACAACCGCGUCAUCGUCGACAAGAUUUCAGAACCAGGCUCCAGGGACUCCAUGACGCAUGAAGCCACCGCUGCCAGCGCCGGAAUGCCCGCGCAACCGCCCGACCGCAACACAACCCUUCAGAUCUCCGAAGGCCUCGGCGCCCUAGGCCGCGAAGCCACCUGGGACGAUUUCCCGAACGGCCGUUGGGGAGACGCUCGCUCACCCGCCUUUGGUGAGAUUGACGGCUAUGGUCCUUCUCUGCACGUUGCCCCCUCCGUCGCCCACCGUAUCUGGGGCUACCCAGUCACCCCCUCCGACAUCAGCACGCUCUUCCGCCGCCACGUCUCCGGGGACCUCUACAUGGUCCCCUGGUCCGAAGGCGGCGCAGAAGAAAACACCAGCGGCCUAAACGCCGAAACAGAAACCAUCCGCCCUGAACUCCUCAAGCUCAUCGACGGCAAGGGCUGGUGGACUCUCGCCUCCCAACCCGCCGUCAACGGCGUCCGCAGCGACGACCCGAUUUUCGGCUGGGGCCCGCCAGGCGAAGGCUUCGUCUUCCAAAAGCCCUUCGUCGAGUUCUUCUGCCCCACCUCCGACUUCACCAACACGCUCAAGCCCACCCUCCAGAAACACGGCCACGAGAAACUUGCCUGGUUCGCCGUCAACGCCCGCGGCGACUUUGAGUCCUCGCUCCCCGCGCAAACCGCCGAUGCCGAUCCCAUCGAGAUGAACCCCAACAACGUCAACGCCGUCACGUGGGGCGUCUUCCGCGGUAAGGAGAUCAUCACACCCACCAUCAUCGAGGAAGUCAGUUUCCGCGCCUGGGGCGACGAGGCGUAUAGGAUCUGGGACGAGUGGCGCCGGAUCUACCCUCGCAACUCGGCGACGGAGCGGUUCCUCGAGGAGACCAAGAACGACGUCUGGCUUGUCUGUGUUGUUGCGCAGGAUUUCGGGGCCGGCACGGAGAAUGGGUCCAAGGAGGAGGAGGAGGAGAAGAAGUGGAUGUGGAGGGUUUUGGCUGAGUGCUAG